AUGUCAUCCAUAAAAACAGCGUCAGAAGAACAAAGAAAGCUUAUAGAACAACUAUUAGGUAAGGAUACUAGGUACUAUGCUCGGAAAGAGUUGAGUUUGAAUGAUCCAAGGAUAUGCAAGAGCUACUUAGUCGGAUAUUGUCCUUAUGAUUUAUUUCAAAAUACAAAGCAAAGUAUUGGUCGCUGCCCCCAAAUUCAUUUACAGAAACACAAGCUGCAGUAUGAAAAAUUGAAAGAAGAAGGAGCAACAUUUCCCGAGUUUGAGACGGAGUAUUUCCUUGUGCUAUCGAGAUUUAUUAACGAAUGCAAUAAUCAAAUAGCGACAGCAUUAAAAAGCUUGGAGCAUACCUUCGAAGAGCGAGAAAGAAUUAAGGAGGUUGCCAGCGAGUUGGAUGAAUUAGAUACUAGGAUUGGGUUAAUGCAGGAGGAAAUAAAUACGCUUAUUACAAAAGAUGAAGUCUCAAAAGCUAUGAUUCAGUCAAUUAAAUUCAAAGAACUAUUGGAAAAGAGAGCUAUAGUGGCCAAAAAAGUUAAGAAUAUAACAGAAAAUGUGGGUCAAAGUGCACAACAAAAGUUACAGGUCUGUGAAAUAUGUGGUGCAUAUUUAUCCAGACUUGACACAGAUAGAAGGUUGGCCGAUCAUUUCUUGGGUAAAGUUCAUUUGGGUUACGUCAAAAUGAGAGAACAUUAUAAUUAUUACAAGAAUAAAAAAAUUUGA
This is a messenger RNA of Kazachstania africana CBS 2517, 717 nucleotides long. It is a transcript of the gene LUC7, whose product is annotated as Luc7p. The coding region runs from base 1 to 717 and encodes 238 amino acids. Gene Ontology annotation, biological process: mRNA splice site recognition. The transcript has a single exon. Gene Ontology annotation, cellular component: U1 snRNP; U2-type prespliceosome. NCBI's taxonomy places the organism in Eukaryota, Fungi, Ascomycota, Saccharomycetes, Saccharomycetales, Saccharomycetaceae. Gene Ontology annotation, molecular function: mRNA binding. The record is from RefSeq and is a predicted model, not a curated record.